GGCAUUCUCAGUCCAUUUUUCAAUGGUGCACAACCCUUUUAUUACCCAAGAGAGAAUUAUGUGGAGAAUUUUUCAUUAAUGAGCUAAAUCUGACCCAUAAUCGAUUUCAGAACAGCCUUGAAUGGGGAGAUGAAACUCUCUCUCCUCCAGGCUUCGGGGGUGAGAAAUGCUACAGAGGAGACGAGAGACAGAGCGUGUGUUAAUAGACCUCCCUCAACCUCCCCCCGAUCCUCCACACACUCCCUCGCUCCCAGAUAAGAGAGCAGAACUCUCUCGCUCCGGUCAUUUCACACACUGCUCUGGGAUAGGAAGGAAAGUUCUCCUCUUUUGUUUACUUUUCUCUCAUGUUAAGAGCAUACAGAUUGGGAGACUCAUUUAAAAGGGCUGUCUCCGCUUCUCCUUGAAUUCUUUCUUAGCCGUCUUAUCUGUCUGUGAGAGUGUGUUGUGGUUACUCAAGGCUCAGUGCCUCAGUGCCUGUUGCCAUUUCUUCAGGGGAGCCUCGUGAAAACCAGGAACUUCUCCAGCAUCAGAGGUUCUUGCAAUCCAACUGUAAAGAGAAAAGAGUCCAAAAAGCCUCUUCAUCUCAGCCAUGUGUUCCUUCAUCAAAAGAGUUUGAACUACUGAGUUGGCACUUUCUCUUGACUGCAGGGGGCCUUUGCUUUUGCUCCUGCUGCCAUGAGGUUUGCCAGAAGCGGUUGGCAAUUGGCACUGCUGCUGGCGUCCGUUGGCCUGGUGAGUUCUGGAAACGGGAACGGUCAAGGGAGACGUGGGGGAGGCGAAAGGCGGAAGAAGCUUCACCGCGUGCAGCACGGUCAGUGCAGCUACACCUUCAUCCUUCCGGAGAUGGAGAGCUGUCAGGGUGGAACGGAGCAGAUGAGCGGGACCAGCAUGGUUCAGAGGGACUCCCCGCCGGCCGAUGGCGAGUGGUCCAAUCAGAAGCUGCAGCAUCUGGAGUCGGCCAUGGAAAACAACACACAGUGGCUGCAGAAGUUAGAAAACUACAUCCAUCAGAAGACAGGGAUGGUGCAUUUUCAAGCUGAUGCAGUCCAUAACCAGACUGCCACUAUGCUGGAGAUCGGCACCAACCUGCUCACCCAAACCGCAGAGCAAACAAGGAAACUCAAUGUCGUUGAAGCCAAGGUUAUGAACCAGACAUCAAGAAUUGCAAUUCAGUUAUUAGAGAAUUCAUUGUCAACAAACAAACUGGAGAAGGAACUCUUAACACAGAUUUCAGAAAUCUCCAAACUUCAAGACAAGAACAGUCAUUUGGAGAGUAAAGUCUUGGUCUUGGAGUCACAGCAGAGGACAGAGCUGGAGGACAUGAGGGAGGAGAAGGAGCGCCUGCAGGACCUGGUGAAAAGACAGACAGUUGCCAUUACGGCUCUGGAGAGACAGCUGAGUGCGGCCAGCAGCAACAACUCAGUCUUACAGAGACAACAUCAGCAGCUCAUGAAGUCCGUACACACACUUAUCGGCAUGGUGUCUUUUGGUACAGGCAUCUCAUCAAAUGAGCAGCACUUCAGAGACUGUGCCGAGGCCUAUAAAUCCGGUCACAACACCAGCGGAGUCUACCACAUUUACAUCGGAGACACGACCGAGCCAACCAAGGUCUAUUGUGAUAUGGUGACAAGCGGAGGUGGCUGGACGGUAUUCCAGCACAGAUACAACGGAAAUGUGAACUUCCAGAAAGGGUGGAAAGACUACAAACUGGGAUUCGGUGAUCUUAGUGGAGAGCACUGGCUGGGUAAUGAGGCUGUUCACCUGAUCACCAGUCAAGCCCAGUACUCCCUCCGAGUGGAACUUAAGGACUGGGAGGAGAAUGGCGCCUAUGCUCUGUAUGACAAAUUCCAGCUCGCCGGUGAAAAACAACAGUACAGACUCUCGCUAGGAAGCUAUAGUGGAACUCCAGGACAGCAAAGUAGCUUAGCAUCAAACGGCACAGGCUUCAGCACUCGCGACGCUGACAAUGACAAGUGUGUUUGCAAGUGUGCCCUAAUGAUGACUGGAGGCUGGUGGUUUGAUGCUUGCGGUCUGUCCAACCUCAACGGAAUCUACUACACCGUGGGUCACAAUAUCCGCAAGCUCAAUGGGAUUAAGUGGCAUCACUUCCGUGGACCCAGCUAUUCACUCCGGUCCACUUCCAUGAUGAUCCGUCCAGCUGAUUUCUGACGUGAAUAAAUUAGCAUUGCCGCAAGCUUGUCAUAUUGAUAAUGAAAGGACAUAAAGUGCUUGCCUUGGGACAUAGAUGCAACAAGGUGGAGACAAAUAAAGAUGUCAUUUAAUGGAUGAACGGCGAUGUUUCACUACAGAGAGCAGGAGUGGACAAAAACUAUCAGACUGAAUAUUUGGUUUCAUUACUACACCACCAUUUUCUUUUUUUACACAUUUAAACAUGCUUCACCUUUACACCUACUUUUGUCUUUCACCUUUACACCAACUUUUUGAGUUCAUGUGUGGCUUAUAACCUGAAACUCUCUUAGUGAUGGUGUCAAAAUGUGGCAAAAUUGUGGCAUGAUGUAAUUCCAAAGGAAAACAUUUCAAACCUAAUGAGUCUGAUUCCAGAACUGUUCUGGAUGUUCAAGAGGAAUAACUUUAAUUUCUAAGAUGUGCUAUUUUGUAAAAGAUAAUAGCUAUUAACAAUUUAGUGAGACAGAUGACUAGUUCCACUACCAUUCGGAAACUUGAGGUUGGUAAGAUUUUUAGGCUCUUAUAGUCACCAAGGCUGCAUUUAUUUGAUCAAAAAUACAGUAUUAUAAUUUAAAAUACCUAUUUGAAUAUACUAUUUAAAUAUAAACCUUUGAUGCUGAAUUUUCAUCAUCAUGACUCCAGUCUUCAGUGUCACACGUUCCUUCAGAAAUCAUUCUAAAAUGCUGCUCAAGAAACAGUUCUUAAUUAUCAAUGUUGAAAACUGUUGUGCUGCUUAAUAUUUUUGUAGAAAUCAUGAUUAAUUUUUUUUCUUUGUAAGUAUUCUUUGAUAAAUAGAAUGAUGAAAAGAACAGCAUUUAUUUGAAAUAGAAACCUUUUAUAGCAUUAUAAAUGUCUUUACUUUACUUGUUGAAUUAAAGUGUUAAUUUCUUUAAACAAAUGUACUGACCCCAAACUUUUGAAUGGUAGUGUUACUAGUGUAGCUUCUUAGCAAGUCAGCUGGUUAGACGGAGUCAUUGUAUAAUGUUAUGUAUAGUUUUAAUAACUGGAUAUUUUUAAUAUUUUGUAUCUCUUUCUUUUUUUUUUUUUAAGCCCUGAAACAUACUCUGUACAAGAAUGUCAAUGCAAACACUUCUAACUCCAGUGUGUAAUUUAAUAAGACUAAAUUCUAUUUGUUUAACAUGUUAUUAGUAUUGCUAUGGAGGCUAUUUAGCAUAAACUAUCAUCUUUAUGGUCUUCACGGAGUAACAUUUGCAAGUAAAUCUUGCCGGGCAGCUUAGAGUAGUGUUAUUUGGGAAGUUUAUAACUAGCUACUGAAUGUAACUCUUUUCUGCACUCUUUUGUACAUAAAUUCUUUAAAGCAACUCGAAAGCAAUGUGCUGCGUUUGCCCACUUGCAUAAAGUAUGUUUCUGGCCUUAAAAUUGUUUGUACCCGUGUGAUGUGUAUGUAUUGUAUGCAAGAGAAAGAUACUAUAUUUUGUUUAUUCAUGUUUUGAAAUAUGUUCUGUGUGUCCUAUUGUUCCCAUUUCAAGACUAGAUGUCAUUUUUUAGGAGGAUGCACUUUAAGGAGCACAGUAUGACGGUCAUGUGGUUAGACAGCAGAUACGCUGAUAGGAGCUGACUGUUCCGACAAUUGUACAGUGUGAACAAUACUUUUAGAUGCUGCUGUUGUGUAUACAUUAAUACUUUAUGACCAUAAACCUUUCAUCACAUAUCAUUACAGUUUGAUAAUAAACCCUACAGAUGAGUUCUGGAGUCAAACUGGAUACCAGGAUUUCAGCAGGUUGACAUUUAUAUAUGAAAUAUUUUACUAUUGUGAACUAAAAGUUGAAGAUGCCAAAGGCUUUCCUGUCUUUUUGUGGUUCAAGCUUCCUAGUUCAUACAGUGUUUUCAUUUAACUGAAUUCCAACUUUCUGCCAAGAACAUCAGGAGCAUAUGGAAGACAUUCCCUCUUGUUGAUUCUUUAUUCACUUUGUAAAAAUGUCAAUUUGUCAUAUCAGAUAUUCCUCUUUUUUUGGGGGGGGUUUUGUUUUAAGAGUUCUACAUAAGCAAUAAAGUGCUUCU
Molecule: messenger RNA, 4209 nt
Organism: Carassius gibelio (silver crucian carp)
Lineage: Eukaryota; Metazoa; Chordata; Actinopteri; Cypriniformes; Cyprinidae
Product: angiopoietin-4
Exons: 9
Coding region: 676-2169 (497 amino acids)
Source: RefSeq, a predicted model, not a curated record